Messenger RNA from Penaeus monodon (black tiger shrimp), 1198 nucleotides. RefSeq lists its product as uncharacterized. The transcript has a single exon. The record is from RefSeq and is a predicted model, not a curated record. NCBI's taxonomy places the organism in Eukaryota, Metazoa, Arthropoda, Malacostraca, Decapoda, Penaeidae. The coding region runs from base 175 to 804 and encodes 209 amino acids.
GCACCCGAGCGCUGUGACGUCACACACCCGUCCGCUUCCCUUGACCUCCUGGGGAACCUGUUUAUAAAAGAGCGUCCGCAGAGAAGCUGCCUGAUUCCACCUCAGUCCUUUGCUGUGACAGGACGUCCGGAUAUCCUCUGUCGUUGUGCUAUAAAAGAGACCUGUAGGAAGAUUAUGCGAAUCUCAGAAACCCUCUCGAAGCAGGAGACCGUCAUGCAGGACGAGACCGAGAACUCCACCAACAAUACCGUCCUCUUUCUGCCCGACGACUUCCUGCCGAAGUUCACCAUAGCCGCGAUCUUGAUCUUCGUCGGGUUCUGCUGCCUGGUCAUCUUCUUCUUUUGCCGCUACUGCCGCAGGAAGCGAGAGGCCAAGUCCGUCCUGCAGCUGUCAUCACCCCCUCUCCGCCGAAGGUUCUCCGAGCACCCUGUCUACCCGCCCACGCCGCCCAUAUACCCACACCCACUCUUGGAACUAACCGCCUCUUUCGACACCCUGCCAGAGUGCGAACUGGACUCGACCAGUGUUCAGGCGGUUUUCGCGUCCAAAUCCGCAGACCAGAAUGCCCCUGUUCGAGACGCAGAAAGGGGUCAGUUGGGCGCCUCUCCUCCUCCCGAAGGCGAGACGACGGUGUCCAUCGCUAUGCCAGAACAUAUCCAGCCGGUGGAAGACACUGACGGGCAAGAGAGCCAGCAGACGCCGAGCACAGCUGAGCCGAAAUGUGAACAGACUCGCUGCUUGUCGGCGUGUGAGCUCAACCUGAACACCGUGCAAGACAGCAAUACUUUGUCUAGAAAUUUGUAGAAAAAGGACGAGUGAACAUGUGAUAACGAUUCUUUGCCAGCGAUCGUGUGGAUUCUCGAGAUUUACAGAUUAUAUCACGGAGAAUUUCCAUACUUUGUGUCAAAGAAAAAGAAAAAUACGAUGUUAGAUCUAUGCCAGUAUUGCGCGCCAGUUCAGCACGCUUCACUUCAAGUCAUGUCAUUUUACCGAGUCACCAAGAUUUCACCCCACCUCAUGCGUUGUUUCAUCACGUCAAAUCUUUAUUGUUCCUGUUGUCUUUGUACUUCUACGUGAUAUUAGUUUAUGUUAUUAAAUAACAGUUUCAUAACUUCACAAUACAAUAGAUGUGAAUUUAUGUAAAAUAUCCUACCUCAUUAACGUAAGAGCAUCAUACCAAUAAAUGUAUUAUAUAUGA